Molecule: messenger RNA, 2101 nt
Organism: Drosophila rhopaloa
Lineage: Eukaryota; Metazoa; Arthropoda; Insecta; Diptera; Drosophilidae
Gene: Ugt35A1
Product: UDP-glucosyltransferase 2
Exons: 2
Coding region: 123-1742 (539 amino acids)
Molecular function (GO): UDP-glycosyltransferase activity
Source: RefSeq, a predicted model, not a curated record
AUUUAUUGUUUGUAGAAUGAGCAAAUUUUUGGCGAUUCUUUUAAUCGGCACUCACCGAUAAUUACAUUUAUAUAUAGAAAAGUUUUUGUGUUAGAUUAGUUGUCGUUUGUCAGCGAAUCGUUAUGGUCGCUUCGAGAAUGGGAAUCAAACUUUGUAGAACUGGGCUGGGCCUUCUGAUAUUUGGCCUGGUCUUGCUGCUCGGCGCGAAUGCCGAUGAAGUGGUUCAAGGUUCCCGAAUCCUGGCCGUUUUUCCCUUUCCCGGCCGAUCGCAGUACAUAUUCGCCGAACAGUAUCUCAAGGAACUGGCCCGUCGGGGUCACAAUGUCACCGUGAUCAAUACGUUCGGCAGCGAUAAAAAUGAGCCCAACUUUCGUGUGAUUGGUGCCAAAAAAAUACACGAAAUAAUGGCAGCGUUUGGAAAUAUGGACUACAAUCAGGAGGCAAGUCAAUGGACAGUUUUGACCAUGACCACCGAUUUCCUUAAUCUCCUUACCACAAGUGUUCUGGAUGAUCCUGCUGUAAAGGAAUUGUUGGCCAGUCGGGAAACUUUUGAUCUGGUCGUUUCGGAAACGGUUCAAACCGAAGCUCUUUUUGGCUUAGCCCAGCAUUUUGGGGCGCAGAGCAUUGGAAUCUCGUCGUACGGCACCGAUAUUCACAUCGAUGAGUUGAUGGGAAAUAUAUCCCCAUUAUCCUAUAAUCCCAUGUUGCUGUCAUCGCGAACGGAGCGAAUGGGUUUCGAGGAACGUCUGCGAAAUGUGUGGGAAGCUACUAUUAUUUGGCUGCACAAGAGAAUUAUACACCUGCCCACUCAGCGGGAUCUGUAUGCAAAAUACUUUCCAAAUGCCAGGAAAUCGUUGGAGGAAGUUUUGGAUAGUUUUUCGCUGAUGCUGCUGGGCCAGCACUUCUCAUUAAGCUAUCCACGCCCAUAUUUGCCCAAUAUGAUCGAGGUGGGCGGUCUGCAUUUGCAACAACAGCGAAAGGUGAAGGACCUACCAACAGAAUUGAAGGAAUUUGUGGAGCAGGCCCCCCAGGGAGUUAUAUAUUUUUCAAUGGGCUCCAAUAUCAAGAGUGCAGAUUUGCCACCGGCAACCCGAAAAGUUCUAAUGGAAACAUUGGCCAGCCUGCCUCAACGUGUAUUGUGGAAAUUCGAGGAUGAUCAGCUGCCUGAAAAGCCUUCGAAUGUGUUUAUCAGCAAGUGGUUUCCACAACCGGACAUCCUGGCUCAUCCGAAUGUAAAGCUAUUUAUCACCCACGGAGGACUUUUAAGCACCAUCGAGAGUGUUUACUUUGGCAAGCCCGUCUUGGGUCUGCCAGUUUUUUACGAUCAGCACUUGAAUGUUCUGCGGGCCAAACAGGCGGGUUAUGGUCUCAGUGCGAAUUUGUGGAGUGCCAAUGCCACAGAACUUACUUCUCUGAUUCAGGAACUACUGGGUAAUCCCAGUUAUGCGGCCGCAGCUCAAAGUAAAUCCAAACUAUUUCGAGAUCAAAAGGAAACCGCUUUGGAACGAGCCAUUUGGUGGACCGAAUACGUACUGAGGCACAAGGGCGCCACCCACUUGAGAUGUGCCUCCCGCGAUAUGGACUUUAUUCAGUUCCACGGACUAGACACCUGGGGCCUGCUCAUCGCUGUCACUCUGGUCUCCAUACUGAUCUUUGUGACUGCACUACGCUAUCUACUGAGGGGACUCAGUUAUAUCAUCUUUAGGCGUCGUGAGGGGUCCGGCAAAUUGAAGACCCAGUAACCAAUUAAAGGCCAUUAACUAGUCGAGUUUAUGCCGUCACCGAUCUUUUUAAAUUGUUUAAUUUUUAACGUUAGUGUAAGGUACAUUUGAAAUUAUUUGUUGUGUUAUUAGCACUUAUAAUUGUAAUAAUAUAAAAUUGAUUGAAAACAUAAUGAAACUCGAAAAAUACUUGACAAUUUAGGGUAUUAACUUAUUGUUUAUUAAUGCUAUCUUUUUACUAACUUGAGUCCUGGUCAACGAAAUAAAAUUAUUCAUGCUAAAGAGUCUACUGUUAGAACGUAAAUUGCAAUCAUUAUAAUCAUAUUUGUGCACGCAUGAACCCCAACCUUUUUUUAUCAGUUAAUUUAAAGUCGUUACUA